GACGUGCCUUGCGCGGGAGGAGGUGACGUGUCCUGGGGAAGAUGGCGGCGGUGGCGGCGGCCGGGCAGGGCGAAGCCGACGAGCUUUUCGACGUCAGGAACAAUUUCUACAUCGGCGCCUUCCAGGCGGCGAUCAACGAGGCGCAGCGGGUGAAGCCCUCCAGCCCUGAAAAAGAAGUGGAGAGGGACAUCUUCCUGUAUCGGGCCUACAUUGCCCAGAGAAAAUAUGGCGUGGUGCUUGAUGAAAUCAAGCCUAGCUCGUGUCCCGAGCUCCAAGCCGUGAGGAUGUUUGCCGAGUACCUUUCCAACGAGAACCAGAGGGACGCGAUUGUGGCCGAGUUGGACAAGAAGAUGGCCAAGAGCAUGGAAGUCUCCAACACGACGUUCCUGCUGAUGGCAGCGUCCGUGUAUUUCCACGACCAAAACCCAGAUGCUGCGCUCAGGGCCCUGCACCAGGGAGACAGCUUGGAAUGCAUGGCCAUGACCAUCCAGAUCCUGCUGAAACUGGACCGACUUGACCUCGCCCGGAAGGAGCUGAAGAAGAUGCAGGAGCAGGAUGAGGACGCGACCCUGACCCAGCUCGCGACGGCUUGGGUGAACUUGGCAGCGGGGGGUGAGAAGCUGCAGGACUCCUAUUACAUCUUCCAGGAGAUGGCUGACAAGUGGUCCCCCACCCUCCUGCUCCUGAACGGCCAGGCGGCCUGCUACAUGGCCCAGGGCAAGUGGGAAGAUGCGGAAGGCGUGCUCCAGGAGGCUCUCGACAAGGACAGCGGCCACCCUGAGACGCUGAUCAACUUUGUCGUCCUCUCGCAGCACCUGGGGAAGCCCCCAGAGGUUACUAACCGUUACCUGUCACAGAUGAAAGAUGCCCACAGGAACCACCCCUUCAUCAAAGAGUACCAGGCCAAGGAGAACGAUUUUGACCGCCUGGCUUUGCAGUACGCCCCAAGCGCGUGAGGCUCAUGGGACAGGAGAAGAACCCCAGACUACGCUCUGCAAAGCGGGAUUUAAACC
Molecule: messenger RNA, 1013 nt
Organism: Euleptes europaea (tarantolino)
Lineage: Eukaryota; Metazoa; Chordata; Lepidosauria; Squamata; Sphaerodactylidae
Gene: COPE
Product: COPI coat complex subunit epsilon
Exons: 10
Coding region: 42-956 (304 amino acids)
Biological process (GO): retrograde vesicle-mediated transport, Golgi to endoplasmic reticulum; endoplasmic reticulum to Golgi vesicle-mediated transport; intra-Golgi vesicle-mediated transport
Cellular component (GO): COPI vesicle coat
Molecular function (GO): structural molecule activity; protein binding
Source: RefSeq, a predicted model, not a curated record